Molecule: messenger RNA, 3012 nt
Organism: Suillus subalutaceus
Lineage: Eukaryota; Fungi; Basidiomycota; Agaricomycetes; Boletales; Suillaceae
Exons: 4
Coding region: 1-3012 (1003 amino acids)
Source: RefSeq, a predicted model, not a curated record
AUGCCUCAAUGUCCAUCGUGCGGAAAAAUUCUGAAGGACCACACAUCUGUCACUCGCCAUAUGAGCCAGCCCCGGUCUGGCUGCAACACGUGGCUAGAAGAUAUCAUCAAGCUUAAUUCCCUCAUUCCACGCAACACGUGGCUAGAAGAUAUCAUCAAGCUUAAUUCCCUCAUUCCACCCUUGGACCCAGUGAAUAUCGAGCACGACAUUUCUCAUGAACCAGAACUCGGAGGCAAGGCCUUGGUAGUUGACUUUGGUGAUGAUGGCGGUGAAUUCGGUGAUGAAGAGAAUAUCAUGGGAGGUGGAAUUAUGGAUGAGGGCGGUGAAGUAACCGAAUACUAUCCUGACCCUCCACUUGCCUAUCAGGAUGGCUACACCUUUUUGAACCUAUUUGACGCUGACGAAAAUAGUGUGUAUCGCAAGAACAACCUUUACUAUCCAUUUAGUGGUCGAAGAGAUUGGCAAGUUGCGGCAUGGCUGCUUCGUUCGGGCCUGAGCAUGGGCAAGAUCGAUUCCUUCCUAUCGCUUGAAAUGAUCAAAGAAUUACCUUUGUCAUUCUCCUCAGCUAAAGAACUACGGGGUCGAGCUGAAAUGCUCCCCAGUGGUCCGCGUUGGAUGUCCAAAGUAAUACCCACAUCGCAUGCAACAAAGUCACCGGUAGUUUUAUAUUGGCGCGACCCUCUAGAAUGCAUCGCCAGCAUCUUCAACAACCCCAUAUUUCACAAUCGUAUUGAUUCCAGGCCUCGCAAGGUGUACACUACUGCAGAGAAGCGGUGUCGUGUAUAUACUGAAUGGAUGACGGGAAAUGAUGCUUGGGAUAUGCAGGCCGCUAUACCUAGUGGUGCGACCCUCCUCGGUACCAUCCUAUCCUCCGACAAGACGAACAUCACUGCCUUAACAGGCGAUCGCAUUGCUCACCCACUUCUUAUAAGCCUUGCAAACAUACAUAUGAAUAUACGUCUAAAAUCGUCUUCGAGUGCUUUCGUUCUCACCGCUCUACUACCGGUCCCGAAGUUCGUGCAUAAGAAGAAACGAAUGAAGGGUGUAUUGGAGGAUCGCCUCAUACAUGAAUGUUUGGACAUCGUUCUUGAACCUCUGAAACAGGCAGCUCGACAUGGCGUCAUGCUAUCGGAUCCCAUUGGCAACAGUCGUUAUUGCUUCACCCCGCUUGCCAGUUAUAUUGCUGACACCCCUGAAGCCAUGAUGUUAGCAACGGUCGGUGGCAAAACAUCGCCAGUGACCAUGGCAAUGUAUAAGCAGUUCGGGGAUGCCUUCCAGCAUGAACCUCGGACGAAAUCCACGACUCUUGCGCAGCUUACAGUUGUGCGUUCACGCGCUGAUCCCCUCGAUAUCGAGGCCUUCUUCCGCGAGGCACAGAAGUUCCGCCUGAAUGGGGUUGCUGAGCCGUUCUUUCGAGACUGGAUACUCGCGGAACCAUCUCAUUUCUUUACACCGGAAGACCUUCACCACAUUCAUAAAGAAUUCUGGGACCAUGACGCGCAAUGGCUCAUUUGUGCAGUCGGAGAGUCCGAGAUUGAUUUCCGGUUUUCUGUUUUGCAGCCGAUCACUGGUUAUCAGCACUUCCACGGAGGCAUUUCGAAACUGAAACAGGUUACCGGUCGUUGUCAUCGUGAUGUUCAACGAUACAUCAUUGCAGUAUGUGCGGACGCAGCUCCUGGUGUUCUCACUGCCGUACGCGCACUCAUGCAGUUCCGUUAUCGUGUGCAGUCACCACGCAUCGACGACGAUGAUAUCAGGCGCAUAUCAGGCGCAUUGGACGAGUUUCAUUCAAACAAGGAUUCAAUUAUCGCUGCGGGAGUUCGCCGAGGGAAGGGUAAUAGACCUAUUGCCAAUUGGCAUAUACCCAAGUUGGAGUUAAUGCAGAACAUUGUUCCAAGCAUUCGCAACUCUGGGGUCAUCAGACAGUGGUCUGCGGAUGUCACAGAACAUGCGCAUGUGACUGAAAUCAAAGACCCUGCAAGGGCAAGCAACAAUCACAACUACGAUCCUCAGAUAUGUCGACACUUGGACCGUGCCGAAAAGUGUCAGCGCUUUGAGCUCGCCACUAGCCUUUUGGAUGCAAAACAGACUACUGAGCAGCUGGAGAACAUCAACAUCGAUGCUGACGCUGACGAUGCCGAUGCUGAUGCUGACACUCCAAUCGAACUUUCCGCGGUGCAGGAACUCCCACGUCAUCCUGUCAUCAGCUAUUUUGCCAUUGCUAGGGCAUUGCAGUACAGACCCCUGGGUUCUGUACCUCUUCCAUUACGUUCAUUUGUCGUCGGCCGCACUGCAUUUCAUAUUGCAUACGAUGCGUCCAUUAGGAAGAUCUCUAUCGACGACGUCGCCAUCAAAUUUUCCCUUCCAGAUCUGCGACCAGCUAUCGCUGAUUUCAUUCAGCGUGAGGCGACUUGUGGAGACCAACACAUCCAUGCAAUAGGCGGUCCAAGAAGAGGGGCACAUACGGCUAUCCUUCCUUUUGACAGGGUUCAAGUCUGGUUCAAAGUUCGCUUACAAGAAACAGAAUUUCACGAUGCUCACACUAUCAGACCAGCUCAAACACUAAAUUGUGCCCCACCCUGCCACCCCUGGAAUUUAGGUCGUUAUGACACAGCUAUCGUUCAAACUAGUGCGGGCUUUUCAUGGCCUAGUAGUGGACUUUCAGGUCACACUGUCGCCCAGAUCAGACUGAUCAUGCGGCCUAUUGGUAAGAGCGGCACAUCAUGGUCAUGGAAAGACCAAUUUCUCAGCUACGUGCAAUGCUUCGAUAUCUCGCAUGAUCGUGAUGCAACUACGCAACUUCAUGUACUCAAACGCUCAAAACACUCAAAUGGUGUUCGGAUGGGGGACGUGAUUCCGCUCUCUCAACUAAGGGCGCCUAUAAAUCUUGUUCCUCGCUUUGGAGCCACUGCAGAUAAACGCCUCACUGUUUAUAAUAGCAUGGAGCAUGCCGCGGAGUUUUGGUUGAAUGAGUAUUGGGAAAAACACACAUUCUUUGCCCUAUCAGCAUAG